UGCAGACUACACCCACUAUAUAGUUAAGCCUCAAAAGUUUGGUGAAGAGAUUAAAGUCUCUGGAAAAACCACUUAUAUAUAUAUAUAUAUGGAAGAAAAAUCUGUUAUCACCAUCUCUCAGUAGUAGUAACCAACCAUCAUAAAAGGGUUAGAAAAAUGGAAGAAAAAUCUUCGUUAAAAAAUUUGCUGAAAGAAGAAGAAAGACCAGGGAACGGAACCGAUCACAACACUAUGGGAUCCAGUGUUCUCUCCUUGAGCCUGAAUAACUCUGGACAGCCCUUGAACCAAAUGGGCAUGCUGAGAAUCAAACUUGAAGAAGCUAAGAAAGAGAAUGAAAUCUUGAAGGCGAUGCUAACUCAGGUUAAUGAACACUGCACUGUUCUUCAGAAUCGAAUACUUUUUGAGAUGCAGCAACAUCAACUCUCUUCAUCAAAUAAAAACAAUAAUCAUCAGUCGCAGGGAAAAAUACAAGGUUUGGAGAAACCAGUGCUACACACUCGGCAGUUUUUGAAUAUUGGUGAUUGUUCUUCAGUUUCAGAGGGUUACACAGAAAACGUUGAAAAGAAAAUAUUCGGUGAAGGUGAAAUGAACACAAAAAUAGCAUUGCAUGAAGCAAAAUGCAUAGAAGAUCAAGCAUCUGAGGUUACUUGCAGAAGAGCUAAAGUAUCCAUAAGAGCACGAUCAGAUUUUUCUUUGAUGGGAGAUGGGUGUCAAUGGAGAAAGUAUGGACAAAAGACCGCCAAAGGCAAUCCUUGUCCCAGAGCCUACUACCGUUGUAGCAUGGGCACUGCAUGUCCAGUUCGUAAACAGGUGCAGAGAUGUUUCAAGGACGAGACUGUUCUGAUCACUACCUACGAAGGGAGCCACAACCACCCACUCCCAGUAGCAGCCAGAUCUUUCGCAAGCUCAACAUCAGCAGCAUUGAACAUGUUCCUUUCUGGUUCACUCACAAGUUCAGGUGGCAGCACCACUCUACCAAACUCACCCCUCUUCUCUUCAUCACUGUCUUCUAUUUCCCCAACUGCAGUAGCCACCUUCUCCCACAGUGCAACAUGUCCCACAGUAACACUGGAUCUGACUCACCCCAACAACAACACCAAUAACUAUCUCCACUUCCAAAGGGCCACCACCACCACCACUUCACACCCUUUGUUCCCUCUCCCACUGCAUGGCCACCCUCAUGAAGGGUUGCCCUUAUUGUGUUCCAAAGUCCCAACCUUUCUGGACAAAAACCUUGCAUUGGUGGAUGUUGUUAGUGAGGCCAUAACCAAAGACCCUUCUCUGAAGGCAGCACUUUUUUCAGCCAUUUCCUCACUCACUGCAGAUCCUCAGAAGAACAGCAAUAACCUCAGCCAACACAGUAAAAGUAGCAGUGGUUAUGACCCUUGUUCUAAGAUGCCUGCAAUACCACCUCACCAGCCUUACACUACUGAGUUGAUAUAGAGUUAUAUCUAAGAAUAUAUAGUUGUCAAAAUAAUAAAACAAAUACCAAAUGUGGCUUCUUUUUCAGCAGAAAGAGGUGAGCAUGAUAUGUGUGUUUGUGAGAGAGAGAGAGAGAGAGAGAGAGAGAAGAGAGGUAAGUUUUAUGAGAAAUCUAGGUCACAGCCAUCUCAACAUUGGCUUUCCUUAGUCUUUAUACUUUGUAAAAUAAAUUAAUGAACAUAUUGAAGUUUUGGCUUUUGGUCUUGUAAUUAAUAUAUAUCCGCCUAGUGUUAUGUGUA
This is a messenger RNA of Vigna unguiculata (cowpea), 1721 nucleotides long. Its product is annotated as WRKY transcription factor 6-like. Gene Ontology annotation, biological process: regulation of DNA-templated transcription. Lineage: Eukaryota; Viridiplantae; Streptophyta; Magnoliopsida; Fabales; Fabaceae. Gene Ontology annotation, molecular function: sequence-specific DNA binding; DNA-binding transcription factor activity. The record is from RefSeq and is a predicted model, not a curated record.